AUGGCUACCAAAGCAAUGCUCACAGCCUGGAUCCAGGGCCAGAAGCUCAAAGCACCCCAAAUGAAAAACGCAGCGGUGUUCCAGCGAAACCUAGAAGAGGCUCUAGACGUUCGCAGAACCGACCACGCUCUAUUCACACCAAACAUCAGUGCCUGGAAGAGCGGGGAAGGAGUGGACUUUUGUUCCAACGACAUCCUUCAUCUGGGAUCCACGGGCCAGAUCCGUGCUGCCUUUGAGAAAGAGUUGGCCAGUCAUCCAGAUUACAAUCUCUAUUCUGAUGGUGUCCGCAUGCUGGACGGCAACUACGAAUACAUUCAACAGGCCGAGACCGCUUUGAUCGUAAACUCUGGCUUCGAGGGCAACAUCGCAAUCUUUGGUGCGAUUCCGCGUCCUGGUGAUGCUAUCGUCUACGAUGAGCUCGUACAUGCCAGUACACUGGACGGUAUGGUGCACAGUUUGACCCAGGUUAAGCACUCCUUUCGCCACAACGACUGCGAUUCAUUUCGGGAACUUCUUGCGACGAUCAUUGAUUCUCAAAGGAUGAUUCGUGAUGGCACAAGAUGUAUUCUUGUGGCAGUGGAAUCAGUCUACAGCAUGGAUGGCGAUGUUUGCCCGCUGCGGGAGCUUGUCGAUAUCGCGAAAGAAGUUUGCCCAAAGGGAAACAUAGAAUUCAUCGUCGACGAAGCCCAUGGUACAGGUGUUUUGGGACCUCGCGGUGCUGGCUUAGUGAACGCUUUGGGAAUGGAGAAAGAAAUUGCCGUCCGGCUCCAUACGUGCGGCAAGGGGCUGGCGUCUACUGGUGGUAAGCAUUGUCAGAUGUGGGAGGACCAAGCAGACAUGAGGGAGAAGGUUGUUGUAUUAAGUGAGUAA
This is a messenger RNA of Pyrenophora tritici-repentis Pt-1C-BFP, 870 nucleotides long. The record is from RefSeq and is a predicted model, not a curated record. NCBI's taxonomy places the organism in Eukaryota, Fungi, Ascomycota, Dothideomycetes, Pleosporales, Pleosporaceae.